Messenger RNA from Clupea harengus (Atlantic herring), 6172 nucleotides. It is a transcript of the gene kcnh7b, whose product is annotated as potassium voltage-gated channel subfamily H member 7. The transcript has 16 exons. Gene Ontology annotation, biological process: potassium ion transmembrane transport; regulation of membrane potential. Gene Ontology annotation, cellular component: plasma membrane. Lineage: Eukaryota; Metazoa; Chordata; Actinopteri; Clupeiformes; Clupeidae. Gene Ontology annotation, molecular function: inward rectifier potassium channel activity. Bases 444 to 4025 code for a protein of 1193 amino acids. The record is from RefSeq and is a predicted model, not a curated record.
UUGGCUUCCGAAUCUGCGCUGUCUCUUCCUCCCAAAAUUGAAUGCGCGCGGCUUCGCCAGAUCGAGGUGCCAAAGCUGAGCGUUAAGCCCUCAGAGGUAACGUCCCUCCCCCUGGCAGAUGAGCUCCAGUCUUCCUUUCCCUCUCAGCACAGCGCUUCAGACAACAGCGGGAUUGCGUCCAUCUUCAGUUAGAGAUGGUUUUACAACUCAAUUUGACUCGAGCUUUCAUCCCCGGUUCCAUGUGGCAUCGGCGCGGAGUUCUUCAAAGGCUCCGGCGCGAGUCCUGUCAAGACCGCGUCUAAGUAACACCGCAAAGGUCACUGAGAGGGAAAAAACUGCAAUGAUUUGUGACAAAGCGGAUAUAAUUAAACAACAACGGUAACUUCAGCACAGGUUUUUAAAGCAGCCGCCUUCAAACGGCACUAGCUGAAGAUCUUUCAACCAUGCCAGUCCGAAGAGGUCAUGUUGCGCCUCAGAAUACCUUUCUUGGAAUGAUAAUACGGAAAUUCGAAGGACAAAACAAGAAAUUCAUCAUAGCAAACGCCAGGGUGCCCAACUGUGCCAUCAUCUACUGCAAUGACGGCUUCUGUGAGAUGACGGGCUUCUCGCGGAUGGACGUCAUGCAGAAGCCCUGCACCUGUGACUUCCUGCACGGCGAGCUCACCAAGCGCAACGCCAUCUCCCAGUUCGCCCAGGCCCUGCUGGGCUCUGAGGAGAAGAAGGUGGAGAUCACCUACCACCGCAAGGAUGGUUCAGACUUUCUGUGCAUCACUCACAUAAUCCCAGUGAAGACCGAGGAGGGAGUGGUGAUGAUGUUCAUCCUCAACUUCGACUACGAGGGGAGCAGUGACUCGCUGGAGCGCUACCCUCUCACACCCCCAGCAAAGUCUGAGCAACGCAAGGGGAGAUUUUUCCGGUUCCGCCUGCCAUCCCUCAACCUCUUGGGCUCCAGCAAGCAGUCUCUCCCCCAAGAGGAUCCGGACACGGUCAUGAUCGACUCGCCCAAAGAGAGCAACGACUCGGUGGCCAUGAGGGACUUCCGCUCUCCCUCCAAGGACAUCUGCAGCCCCACCAAGGCCAACGACACGUUGGCCCUCAUCGGCUCCAGCCUGCCAUCCUCGCCCAUUAGCGUGACCAGCCCGGUGAACCACUCCUCCCCCAAGCAGCCGUCCUGGGACAGGCGCAGCUCCACACUGCUCCAGUCCACCACCUGCUUGGCCCAGGCCCCGUCCCGCGACACCCUGUACAGCCGGAGACGAGCUUCCUCGGUUCACGACCUCGAGAGCUUCAGCGCCAACAGCAAGCGGGUGCUCAGACACACCAGUGAAGGUCCAUUCAACCAUCUCAAAUCCAGCCUGCUGGGCUCCAAUUCCGAUUCCAACAUACACAAGUACAGCACCAUCAACAAGAUUCCGCUCAUUGGACUCAACUUCACAGACGCGAAUGACAGGAAGGCCCCCUCCCCACCGUCCUCAGAGAAAACCAUCAUCGCCCCCAAAGUCAAAGAUCGAACACACAAUGUGACAGAGAAAGUAACACAGGUGUUGUCUUUAGGUGCUGACGUGCUGCCUGAGUACAAACUCCAGACGUCUCGCAUCGACAAGUUCACCAUCCUGCACUACAGCCCGUUCAAAGCCGUGUGGGACUGGCUCAUCCUGCUGCUGGUCAUCUACACGGCCAUCUUCACGCCCUACUCGGCCGCCUUCCUCCUCAACGACCGCGAGGAGCAGAUGCGGCGCGAGUGCGGCUACUCCUGCAGCCCGCUCAACGUGGUGGACCUGAUGGUGGACAUCAUGUUCAUCAUCGACAUCCUCAUCAACUUCCGCACCACCUACGUCAACGUGAACGAGGAGGUGGUCAGCCACCCGGCCAAGAUUGCCAUCCACUACUUCAAGGGGUGGUUCCUCAUCGACAUGGUGGCGGCCAUCCCCUUCGACCUGCUCAUCUUUGGGUCAGGAUCCGACGAGACCACCACUCUGAUCGGGCUGCUGAAGACAGCACGGCUGCUCCGGCUGGUGCGCGUGGCCCGCAAGCUGGAUCGCUACUCAGAGUACGGCGCCGCUGUGCUGAUGCUGCUCAUGUGCAUCUUCGCGCUCAUCGCCCACUGGCUGGCCUGCAUCUGGUACGCCAUCGGCAACGUGGAGAAGCCCUACCUGGACCACAAGAUCGGCUGGCUGGACAACCUGGGCGUGUCCAUCGGCAAGCGCUACAACUACAGCGACCCCAGCUCGGGCCCGUCCAUCAAGGACAAGUACGUGACGGCGCUCUACUUCACCUUCAGCAGCCUCACCAGCGUGGGCUUCGGGAACGUCUCGCCCAACACCAACUCCGAGAAGAUCUUCUCCAUCUGCGUCAUGCUCAUCGGCUCUCUCAUGUACGCCAGCAUCUUUGGCAACGUGUCAGCCAUCAUCCAGAGGCUGUACUCCGGCACGGCACGCUACCACACGCAGAUGCUGCGGGUGAAAGAGUUCAUCCGCUUCCACCAGAUCCCCAACCCCCUGCGCCAGAGGCUGGAGGAGUACUUCCAGCACUCCUGGACCUACACCAACGGCAUAGACCUCAACACGGAGGUGCUAAAAGGUUUCCCAGAGUGUCUGCAGGCAGAUAUCUGCCUCCACCUCAACCGGAGUGUGCUGGAGCAGGUCUCAGCCUUCCGGGGGGCCAGUAAAGGUUGCCUGCGCGCUCUGGCCAUGCACUUCAAGACCACCCACUGCCCGCCCGGGGACACGCUGGUCCACGGCGGCGACGUGCUCACCGCCCUUUACUUCCUAUCACGGGGCUCCAUCGAGAUCGUCAAGGACGACAUAGUGGUCGCCAUCCUCGGGAAGAAUGACAUCUUCGGGGAGAUGAUCCACCUCUAUGCAAAGCCGGGGAAGUCGAACGCAGAUGUGCGUGCUCUGAGUUACUGUGACCUGCACACCGUCCAGAGAGAGGACCUGUUGGCGGUGCUGGAUAUGUACCCCGAAUUUUCCGACCACUUCCUCACCAACCUGGAACUCACGUUCAACCUUAGAGAUGAGAAUGCUAAGAACACAUACUCACAAGGCAGUGAUUCGGAUGGAGAAGAUACCAGGAGCCGAAGAAAAAUGUCUUUCAAACGCAAGUCGUCUAAAGGGGAGAGCAACAAGGAAGCGGAGAGCGACUCCAGGAAAGACAGGGAGUCUUACGCCGGCUCCAAGAGAGGGUCUGAGGACAGGAGGCUCUCCAGGGACGAGCAGCAGCAGCAGCAGCAGCUGCCACGCGGGCUCCCCAGCUCGGGGAUUCUGGGAUAUCCCUCGGUCCAGGAUUAUGCCCUCACCCCAGACUACAGCUACACCAGCGACACCCAAGCGAGAGACGUCACAGAGAAAAAACAGCCUGACAGAGAUGAGUGGGCCUGUGAAAAGCCCAGGGACCUCCUGCAGGAGUCGGUCCAGUCAGCCCAGUCACCCGAGGUGCAAGGAGCCGACGACUCGGCCAGCGAGAUUACCUACGGAGAGGUGGAGCAACGCUUGGACCAGCUCCAGGAGCACCUGAACAGGCUGGAGUCUCAGAUGACGUCAGACAUCCAAACCAUCCUGCAGCUGCUGCAGAGGCAGUCCUCCAUGGGCCCGCCGGCCUACAGCACGGUGACCGCCAGCCCGGACUAUAAGAGGCCUGCCAUCCGAGUGCAGCCCAUCGCCACCAUCAUGGCAGCCCAGCCCCCUAGUCAGCCAACACAGAACACUGAUGUCUUCAGCAUGGCACAGCUCCCUCACAACCCCAAAGAGUCAGCGUCAGGCCUGGUCCGCCUGGACAGUGGCCCUCACAGUGACACCUUCUCAGCAUUACUGGCCCAGGAGACCGGCCUGGACCACCACAGACACUCUCCCCAUCAGACUGCUCUCCUCCAGCAGCAGCAUUCCCAGCCCCUUCUGCCCAUCCAGCCUUCCUCUGCCUCCUCCUCAUCCUCCUCCUCGUCCUCCUCCUCAAAGCCAGCGCCCAGCAGUGCAGGGGCAGCAGGACUUCACAGACCCCAGUGUGACCCAGGACUCAUGAAGGAGUAGCUCUCCCCCUUGCCCCCCCCCCCCCAACUCUCCUGGCUCUGGCUCUACGUCUGCUACAGCCUGUUACUCAGGGUCUGGUUGGCGACUGUGUGUUUUCUCAUCCUAUUGUAUGUAGCAGUACCAUUGAUGUAGCCUCUUCCAUAGCAUGUAAUCACUUUUGUUGAAACAUGGUCGUGGUCCCUGGGGAUAUGUGUGUGAUGGGAGAGCAUACCUGGAAGUGCACGGCCUAUGAACACGUCUUGCCAUGUGAUACAGAUAGCAAGUUGGAAGAAAACAGCACUUGUUGGAGAAGGGAAGGGUAUGUUCCAGAGUAUUUCUGAUUCAUGCUCACAGCACACUCAUUCAAGCAUGUUUUCAGAGUGAACAAGUCGAGCAUUAAUUUAGUUUCUUUCAAACAUAACAAAGUAAAUAGAUAACAAUUUUAAAAUAAAUAGCCAGCUAGUGCAGAUUCCCCUGUAGUGGCCUAGUGUUGUCCCACGUCAGAUCAUGCAGAUUAAUUUACGCUAAAUAUUGGCCAUGAAAGGAAACCACAACAAAUAGUGCCUAAACAGACAGUGAACUGAAUUGAUAUCAACCAUGAGAGGCUUUCUUAUUGCCUCAGUUGAAUAUUACAUAUACACCUUAGACAUAUCGUUUUUUAACAGCAUAUCGCUUGUCCAGUCAGGAGCAUCUCCACCAUGGGCCUCACGUUCUAAAAACAACAUAUAAUUAAGGUCGUUCGUUGUUGAAUACCAUCUCUCUGACAGUUACGACGAUUUCAGAGUUGUGCGAUUGGGGAUAAGUGGGAAAAUAGGCUCUUCCUCCACACUGAUCAGAAAAUGAGCACACUUGGAAUGCAAGGCUGUUGCCACCAACUUUAGCCUUAGUGGUUACUAGAACAAGCAAUAAAGUCACAGACACACACACACACACACACACACACACACACACACUUACUCACACACUGACACACACACACACACACACACAUUUGUAAAUGGUGUCACUGCUAGACAAAUGUCUCCACAGUGUUUGUCUUUUUACUUCUCCAGUCAUUAUGAGCCCUAUGUAUAAAAAAAAAACAGGUCAUCCUUUUCACCACUGAUAAUGUCCUGGCAUUAUACACUGAAGGCUAAGCAUUGGUUUCUUGUUCAACUCCAUAUUUUAAAUCAGGUUUGUAAGCUUGAUAUUGCACAAAACCUGCAUUAGAUAUUUAUUAGAUAAGCGUGCAAUGGCUUUAUUUAUUUCUCUUUCUAUACUGAUAGUUGAUUAUAAUUAUAUUUACUCCAAAGGAUUGAGAAAUUAGAGCAUACUUUGCAUGUUGGAUACCUACAGAGUAUAUAUCAACAAACUGUUGGGUCCAGUUGUUUCUUAAUGGCAUGUGUACGUUUUGGGGCUUCCAGAAAUGAAGAGAUAUCCAAUAUAUUCAAAGCAUCGUGCUUUUAUCCUAUAUGUGAACUAGGUGGGUCUCUGCAUAUUAGGCCAUAACCACACUCUGUAACCAAAAUGUUCCACAAAAGCAUACUGACUAGCUUGACCCUUGACAGUUCAAACCAGAGAAAUCUGACUUCUGAAAUCUCAGUAUUUUGAUCUCCCAACAAUAAGACGAUAAGUUCAAGUCAACGUUCAGUUUUUAUAUCUGAUAAAAUCAGUGUAGGUGUAGCAGCUGAUCGACAGACACAAAGGUUACACAGGAACUUGCUGGUUCAAGUGCUUUGUGAUUUAUUUUACCAUGUUUAAGAUAUCCCCUUCUGAGAAGAGUACUUGCACUUUUGAUCAUGUAUGCUUCAUUUCUGCACUGUAAUAAUCUUGUAAAUAUGUACGAUGUGCAGGUUUGGAGGAACAAUAAUUUGCGUUGGGAAAUUGUUGAUGGAGCAUUGUGUUGUGAAAUUGAAUAAUUCGGCUACUGAAAGCAUUUGCACAUCAACUUCAGCCCUGUACGAGGCAGUCACUUUUUAACCUAGUGUGUUUCACGGUUGUUUUUAUGCAUUUAUGCCAUUGUAUAUUUUAUACAUUGCAACACUUUACAACACUGAUUAUUUGAAUGUUUCAGUUCUUAAAUGAAUUAAAUGUAUUAUAUCCAGUGUAUAUAGCACAGUUGAUAUAGGUAAAUACUUUGGAAUAUUGUGUAAAUACAGAAUGAAUAUUAAAAAACGUAUGCGGCCUGA